UCGGCUAUCGAAUGCCCGGUCAUGGAACGUCGAUGUUUCGAGCUUCCGGAUCCUGACUGGAUGCAUGAUCUGUCGCAUUGCCCGUUAUCUGAUAGAGAUAAGGAGCUACUGGAGAAGUUCUGGACGGAGCUGGAGAACGACGGAAUGGAACACUGCGCUCGCUGUCAGGAGACAUGGUUUGAUAUGGGCUUGAAAGAUGGCAUUUGCAAGCGUUGCAUUGCCAAGGACAAGAACAAAAAGGAGGACGAGCCUUGGUUUUUUUCAGCCGAAAAUCAGUUAGAUUUUGGCUUAAUCCCCGCGUUCCUCCCCCAAUUGACGAUAGUAGAAGAGAUGCUAAUUGCUCGUGUUCAUGUGUUCGUGAACGUCAUGCAGGUUCGAGGG
This is a messenger RNA of Fusarium redolens, 381 nucleotides long. RefSeq lists its product as uncharacterized. NCBI's taxonomy places the organism in Eukaryota, Fungi, Ascomycota, Sordariomycetes, Hypocreales, Nectriaceae. The transcript has a single exon. The record is from RefSeq and is a predicted model, not a curated record. The annotation marks the transcript as partial.